Messenger RNA from Umbelopsis ramanniana AG, 2526 nucleotides. RefSeq lists its product as uncharacterized. Gene Ontology annotation, cellular component: lysosomal membrane; endosome; cytoplasm. Gene Ontology annotation, molecular function: actin binding. The transcript is spliced from 21 exons. The record is from RefSeq and is a predicted model, not a curated record. Lineage: Eukaryota; Fungi; Mucoromycota; Umbelopsidomycetes; Umbelopsidales; Umbelopsidaceae. Gene Ontology annotation, biological process: intracellular protein transport; vacuole fusion, non-autophagic; endosomal transport. Bases 11 to 2482 code for a protein of 823 amino acids.
UGUCAUAGCAAUGGCUCCUAAUCCUACAUCUGGGUGGAUACAACUACAAGAUCGCUUUUACAGGAAAGUAGAAGUGUACUCACUACUAUGGAAGCAGAUUGAGCUUUCGAAAUUCAUUAUCGCUGGAGCGCAAUAUGGUGGUCCCAUUGCCAUGAUACGUGACGACAAAAAGGUGUUAUUGCUACAAAACCAACAGCCCAUAAAACCCAUUAUAUACAUAUAUAGCUCUGCAGGAAAGCUUCUACAGCAGAUUCAGUGGGAUAAGGGACGAAUAGUCGCUAUGGGAUGGACAGAGCAAGAGCAGCUAGUUGUUGCUAUGGAAGAAGGAACGAUCAGAAUGUAUAAUCUCGACGGCGAAUAUACUCAAUUUACCCUAGGAAAGGAAGCGAAAGAGCAUGGCGUCACAGAUUGUCAGAUAUGGGGUAACGGUCUCGUUGCAAUGACUGGAAACUACCAGCUCAUAUCUGUUACCAAUUUUGAGGAACCAAGACCAAAACAGUUGGCGGAUCCAGGAAUUUCCGAACCUCCACACUGUUGGACCGUCAUUUUACCACAGUAUACCCUCAGCAGACAUGUUGAAGUUUUGAUUGCAACAGCAGCCACUAUCAUAGUUGUGGAUGGUCAGGACGCAGUAGAUCAGCGCUUGCAAGGACCAUUCACGAAGAUGGCUGUCUCUCCAAACGGAAAGUUCCUGGCUUUAUUUACAUCAGAAGGAAAGCUUUGGGUAGUGUCCACAGAUUUCCAAAAGAAUCUAUCAGAAUUUGCCACAAAAUCGGGUAUUCCACCCCAACAACUUGCAUGGUGCGGAACCGAUUCUGUUGUGCUAUACUGGGAGCUUUCUACUAGUAAAAUAGUGCUGAUGAUUGGGCCAUUCGGCGACUGGAUCAAACUCUCUUAUGAUGAUGCCAUUUAUUUGAUCCCAGAGAUUGAUGGUGUCAGAGUCAUCACCGCGGACAAGUGCGAGUUUUUACAAAAAGUUCCAAGCCCAACAGAAGAAAUUUUCGCGAUUGGAUCUACUUCUGCAUCGGCAAUGCUGUACGACGCCCUUGAUCACUUCGAGCGGAAGAGCCCGAAAGCAGACGAUAACAUUCGCGGUAUUCGUGCUGAGUUAGGAGAUGCGGUUGACAACUGUAUUGAAGCGGCUGGACAUGAAUUUUCAGAACAUUACCAACGGCUAUUGCUGAAGGCUGCAGCUUUCGGAAAAUGCUUCCUGGAUAGCUAUAAUGCGGAACAAUUUGUAAACAUGGCGCAAAAUUUGCGAGUUAUGAACGCUGUGCGAUACUAUGAUAUUGGUAUUCCCAUCACUUAUGCUCAAUACCAGCGACUGACUCCAGAGUCACUGAUUGAUCGCCUCAUUAACCGCAACCACCAUCUGCUUGCUAUGCGCAUUGCAUCAUAUUUGAAAAUUCGAACAGAUCGCAUUCUUAUCCACUGGGCCUGUGCCAAAAUUAAAGCGUCGACGGAAGAUGAAGAAACAAUCUGCCGAGCCAUCGUCGAUAAGUUAUCUCUAAAUGCCAGCUUGUCAUAUGCCGAGAUUGCAAAGACAGCCUACAAAGCUGGUCAGCCUCGACUAGCUACAAGGCUUUUGGACUAUGAACCAAGGGCGGCUGAUCAAGUGCCGCUAUUGAUUUCAAUGCAAGAGGACGAAUUAUCGCUAGUGAAAGCGAUCGAAAGUGGCGACACUGAUUUAGUCUACCUGGUUAUUUUCCACCUGAAGCGUAAACUGCCGCUGGGAGAAUUUUUCCGCUUGGUCAAUAACAAACCAUUAGCUUGUAACCUUUUGCAAGUAUACUGCAAAGAGCAAGAUAGGGAAUUGUUGAAGGAUUUUUAUUAUCAAGAUGACCGGCGAAUAGAAAGUGCAAACCUGUCGUUAGAAGAAAGCUUUGGAGAGACGGACAUUGUUGAAAGAAUUAGCAAAUUGAGGAUUGCACUGAAAUUAUACCAGGACGACCGUAAUCAUACAUUCGAAGCAAAGAUGGUCGAAGACUCCAUCAAAGUACUUCAACUUCAAACACAGCUGGAAAAAGAUUUGAAAGAGUCGUUCGUAGGCUUGUCAAUCAGUCAGACAAUUCACAAGUGUAUAAUUCUCGGACAAAGCAGCAAAGCAGCUAAAAUUAAGACCGAUUUCAAAGUAACAGAAAAGAGAUUCUGGUGGAUCAAAUUGCAAGGUUUAGUUGAAACUCGAGACUGGGAGGAGCUUGAGAAGUUUGCAAAGUCUAAAAAAUCCCCCAUUGGAUACGAGCCAUUUGUGCAAGAGUGCAUUAAAAUGAGACAAUUCCAAGAAGCUUCCAAAUACAUCAUGAAAUGUGAGCCUGCUGCCAGACCAAUGCUGUUCGUCAAAAUUGGCGCCUUCAGAGAAGCGGCGGAACAAGCAUUUACCAAUAAAGAUAUGGCCACCUUACGGGAGGUGCGAGCAAAGUGCCCUAAUAGCGUUGUUGGCCAGGAAGUCGAUAAUUUGAUUAUACAACUUGACACCAAGUAAAAUCUAGUCUUGGAUUUUAAUAUAUAACUUUUACAUCAUACCAU